CUCUCUCCCUUGCACUACUAUCAGCUCAUCAAGUCUUGUCAGAUAUUCUCCAUCAAAGAUGACGCUACCACCCACAACAUCAGCCUUGGCCAUCGUACCAGACGUGACCGUUGCACAGCUCAUCGGUUCCGAGCCUGUCCCACUUGCCUACGGGCAGCUGCGACUGGAAGAGGUGAGCUCCAGCAGCAGUUCCUCUACCUCUACCUCUACUUUGGAUCCCACCAGCACACCGGUCACGGCCUCUGCUGCCGCUACCUCCGCCUCUGAGCCUAUCCUACUGGUGCGCGUGGGGGAGAAGGUCGUCUUUCCCCUCUAUGCACACACCAUCUUCGGUACACACGCAGACGAAGAGACAUGGUAUACCUUUGACUUGCCACUACCGCCCGUCGAAAGCAGUGCCUCUGCCCCCUCGUCGUCUGUCCCUUCGUCUUCGACCGAGCCUGCGGGAGAUGCUCAGUCCAAGACUUGGGUAAGGCUGGUUCUACCGCCCCUGUCCACCCCUGAAGUCCUCUCUGCUCGAGACACAUUCGAGGACGCACUCAUUGCCCGCUCUCUACUCCUCUCUGGCGUGCGCGCCGCAGGUGAUGAGCUAGGCUCCUCGGCCACCGAGACUGGGACAUCUCUCUCCUCUUCUCUCUCGCAGGCAAGCCAAUCACACAUCUCUACCACCUCGGCAGACGGUGCGGGCGAGGGAGCUUGGAAGUUUAGCAGGGCCAGCCAUCGUACCUCUGAGAGUGUGCUGAGGGGUAGCCAGGCCCUUAGUGGUGCAACGCAGACUGCUGCUGAAGCCAUGGCUGGACUAGCCACGGCUGCUGGAGGAGCCCUUGGUUCGGCCUACCAGAGCAUCGCGGGUAGUUUCGGUGGUGGAGCUUCUGCAAGCAGUGCAGAGGACCAACAAGCGGCGAGCGACUCUCGUGUGAUGCCAAACACCCGCGAUGCCCUCUCCGACGCCUUCAAUGGUGCCUCCUCUGGUGCUUCCUCGCUGUACAAUACCGCCACGACGGAAGCGCCUCGCUUUGUUCAACACAAUGCGGGCGAGGAAGCAGCCAAGCUUGCAAACGAGGUGGGACAGACUGCUUCGAAUACCGGCGGAGCACUGGUGGAUGUGACGCUGGGGACAAGUACGAUCUUCCAUGGAGCUCAGGCUGCUAAGGGUGCUGCUGGAGCUGGGGAGACAGAGGAGGCAAGUAAGGGUGAGGCAAGUACGAGCUAGAUGGCAGAGUAAAAAAGAAGUCAUUGAAGGAUAGAGAUAGGCAGGG
Molecule: messenger RNA, 1259 nt
Organism: Microstroma glucosiphilum
Lineage: Eukaryota; Fungi; Basidiomycota; Exobasidiomycetes; Microstromatales; Microstromataceae
Exons: 1
Coding region: 59-1213 (384 amino acids)
Source: RefSeq, a predicted model, not a curated record